This is a messenger RNA of Acaromyces ingoldii, 1198 nucleotides long. Its product is annotated as putative enoyl-CoA hydratase precursor, mitochondrial. Gene Ontology annotation, molecular function: enoyl-CoA hydratase activity. NCBI's taxonomy places the organism in Eukaryota, Fungi, Basidiomycota, Exobasidiomycetes, Exobasidiales, Cryptobasidiaceae. The transcript is spliced from 4 exons. Bases 71 to 973 code for a protein of 300 amino acids. The record is from RefSeq and is a predicted model, not a curated record. Gene Ontology annotation, cellular component: mitochondrion. Gene Ontology annotation, biological process: fatty acid beta-oxidation.
CUCAUCGCUUUCUUCCCAUCACCUCGCAAACCUCGUAGUUCCAGCAACCCCCGGCCACCCUCUCGUCGACAUGUUCUCCGCCCUCCGCACGCCCCUGAGCCGCUCUGCCGGCGGCAUGGCCCGUGCCAGCAGCCGCAGCGCAACGGCCACGACGCUGCGCCAGCUGUCGUCGUCGGCGCCCCGCUUCUCGUCGCCGAGCUACAACAACAUCAUCGUCUCGCAGCCCAAGCCGUCGGUGACGCUCAUCACCCUCAACCGGCCCAAGGCGCUCAAUGCGCUCAACUCGGAGCUCUUCCACGAGAUCAACGCGGCCACGGCGGCCGCCGACGACGACGCAGCCGUGGGCGCGAUUGUCAUUACCGGCAGCGAAAAGGCCUUUGCGGCUGGGGCCGACAUCAAGGAGAUGAAGGACAAGGAGUUUGCCGCCGCGUACAAGUCCAACUUCCUCGGCCACUGGACGAAGCUCACCACGAUCCGCAAGCCGAUCAUUGCGGCCGUCAGCGGCCAUGCGCUCGGCGGUGGAUGUGAGCUGGCAAUGAUGUGCGACAUCAUCCUCGCCUCGCCCACGGCCACCUUUGGCCAGCCCGAGAUCAACCUGGGCGUGAUCCCCGGUGCGGGCGGCACGCAGCGCCUGACAAAGGCGCUCGGCAAGUCGCUCUCGAUGGAGCUCAUCCUCACUGGCCGGCCGCUCUCUGCGACCGAGGCGGCGUCGCACGGCCUCGUCUCGCGCGUCGUCGACGAGGGCACGAGCGUCGUCGACGAGGCCGUCAAGGUGGCCGACAAGAUUGCGCAAAAGGGCGCCGUCGCCACCCAGGCCGCAAAAGAGGCCGUCAAUGCCAGCUUUGAGCUCAACCUGCAGGAGGGCAACCGCUUCGAGCGGCGCCUCUUCCAGGCCCUCUUUGCGACAAAGGACCAAAAGGAGGGCAUGUCCGCCUUUGCCGAGAAGAGAAAGCCCACCUUCACCAACGAGUAGAGGCAUCCUUUAAAAGUGAAAAAAAUAAAGGGAGAAAUGUCUUUAUAUCAGGAAAUGGCAUUGAUGUGCUGGAACACUACGAACAGCAAGUGCCUGUCUCUUUGCCGCUGCUGACCCUGAUGGCCCUCCUGAUUCUCUCGUGGUCCCGUUCCUCGUCUGUCUCUGGGACGUGGGCACCCGCUCCCCAUGCGCCAAAGAAGCUCCUGCGCUUCUUGCGCCCCGCGG